Penicillium mononematosum is the source of this 1413-nucleotide messenger RNA. RefSeq lists its product as uncharacterized. Bases 1 to 1413 code for a protein of 470 amino acids. The record is from RefSeq and is a predicted model, not a curated record. Lineage: Eukaryota; Fungi; Ascomycota; Eurotiomycetes; Eurotiales; Aspergillaceae. The transcript is spliced from 4 exons.
AUGGGAACUACAACUACGGCAUUGACUAGAUCAAAGAGAAAGGGUCAUGUGGUUGAGGAAAAGCCCACCAGAGUCAUGCCCGCAAGGAAGGCAAAAUCACAAUCAAAAUCACCGGUGGAAUUCAAUCCACAGAAGGGAAGGAAACGCCGAAAGGUAUCGGAGGAGACAAAGGCAAAGAAACGCCAAGCCGCGCAAGGACAGCCCGGCGAAGUACAAGCCGAGUAUGUGCCAUCCGCGAACGAUCUGAUCAGUGACGUCCCAAGGGACGAAAAUUUUACAAUUGAUACGCUGCUUCCGGAUCUUGCUACGUCGUACGUCGGUCGAUUCAAAUCGCCAGCCGCACCAGCACGGGCGAAAAGGAAGCCAUGGCCACGACAAUCCAGUCCCCUGAUAGAUCCUGAGAAAUUGCCUCCAGGCUGGAGCAUGACUGAACCGGAUCUUGACCGAGAUGAUAUCGAUGCACAAAUUGAAAGAUGCCACGUGAGAAUCAAAGAGAAUAUCAUGCCUCACAUAUUUGAACACCGGCUGAAGGGAUUGAAAAUCUCUCAGGCCAAGCGAAAUGCAUUGGUCGCAUCAGAACCUGGGAACCAUAGUUUGGCUGUCCUCAAGCGCUUGGAAGUCUUGAGAAACAUUGAAGUUGAGCUACAAAGCUCGGACAACUUCAAUCAGCUCCCUAAUGUGCGGGCGUUGCUGCAGGCUUACCGCGAAGGAAGGCUUCAUUGGAACAUAGGAUUGGUCACUUAUUGGUUUGAAGGUGUGCAAUUGUGUGAGCCAAGACCGUUCAGUUGGGAUGAAUUCGAGGUCCUCAAUGCGCAUCAUUCUGGUAAAACCGGAUUUUGGAUGGAAGGAUACGAGAUUGCCAUUCGCGUCCCCGGUACAAGGUGGUACGCAGAGCUUGAAUUUGUUUAUGACACCGGGGCAUCCAUGAUGACACUAUAUGAGGGUGAUAUUCAAAAUAUUAUGGGAACAUCGAAUGUUGAACCCCCGAUCAUGGGGCUAAACACUUCAGUUAUAGCCGAUGGCAGCACUAUGACUAGUCCGGUGGUCGAAGUUGAAGUUACCAUACUGGAUACUGAAAGAAGGCGGCUGACGAGAUGGGUCAGAAUCCAAUGUGAGGUAUCACGAGGUUGGUGUGGCACAGGUGAUUACAGAUUGGACGGCCCACUACGGCAACUGCUAUACACAGCGUCAGCCCCGCGCAACAAUGACAAGAUGUAUAUUGCGUCCAACCACCCUGACAUUAUCCGCGUUAUACCUGAUACAGGAAGUUCUCGAAGCGGUCCAGCUCACAAUAUCGGCAAAAUGCCCCUAGGGCCAGGCGGCGGAACCUCCGUGCUGCCUAGUGGAGCUCCUGGAGAUGAUGCAGAGCCUGCACCUGUGUUACAUCUAAAGAUGCCCCGGAGAGCACCAUAG